AGAAAGAAUGAUCAUAUCAUGCAUUAUACAGGUUUACCUAAUAAGGAAAUUUUCAAUAUUAUAUUUUCUAAUUGUGAUAAGGUGUUAGACAAGUAUUAUGAAGAAUGGAAUGUCACUUGCUUGGAUCGAAAAGAUCAGUUGUUGGUGACUUUAAUGAAAUUAAAGUUGAAUCCCACUCACACUGAUCUUGGUGUUCGAUUCCAAGUAAGUGAAGGUACUAUAACAAAUGUUUUUUUAACUUGGCUUUACUGUCUACAUGAGGUGCUGUACAAUUGUCUAAUGGCAAUUGUACCAACACAAGUUAAAAAUGAGUUGUGUUUGCCCUCAUGUUUUAUGAAUUUUAGGAAUUGCAGGAUGGUUAUUGACUGCACUGAUUUUUGUGUUCAAAGACCCAAAAAAAUGUCUCAUCAGCGGCUGUUUUACAGCUCCUAUAAACAUCGACAUACAAUGAAAGCUCUAAUUGGAGUAGCUCCAAAUGGUGUUAUUACUUACACUAGUGAAAUGUAUCCCGGAUCUACUUCCGAUAAAGAGCUUUUUAAAAAUUGUAAUGUUAAUAAUGUUUUUCAGCCUGGGGAUCUUGUUGUGGCAGAUAAAGGCUUCCUGAUUUCUGAUGUUGUGCCUGAUGGGGUUGCUGUGAACAUUCCACCCUUUUUAUCUGCCUCACAAUUCACCCCCAUCCAAAUUAAUAGCACUAAAAAAAUCGCUCGGGCAAGAAUUCAUGUUGAAAGAGCUAUAAGGCGCAUUAAAGUUUUUAAAAUCACAAAAAUGUUACCAAAAUCUCUUUUUCCUCAUAGUUCCAAAAUUUUACAAGUAUGUGUUGCCUUAACUAAUUUUCAACCUCCACUCCUCAAAGAGGUACAACAUCUUUAUAAUAUAAAACCUUAAAAUUAUAAUAUUUCUAAAUUAUUUUAAAUUCGUUUAUUGCUUUUAACUUUUUAUUUCCUUAAAUAUAAUAAUUUAAAAUAUUUUUCAUAAAUUGAUACUGCUUUCUUUCUUCAUGAAUUCUUGCUUGUAGAUUAAGAAGUUUUUUUAAAAUAUUUUUGUACAUAAACUUUUUGUUUGUAUAUUUUUCUAUAUCUUUAAUAUUAAUAUAUAUGUUUAUUUUUCUAAAACUACUAUUUAAAACCAGUGCAGUUAAUAACCAUUAGUGUUUAAUUUUAUUUAAUUACAUUUAUCUACAAUUUAUUUGGUUCUAAAUUAUAUUUUACAUUAUUAAUC
Parasteatoda tepidariorum (common house spider) is the source of this 1218-nucleotide messenger RNA. Lineage: Eukaryota; Metazoa; Arthropoda; Arachnida; Araneae; Theridiidae. The record is from RefSeq and is a predicted model, not a curated record.